GUGGAUCUGUCCCCAUGGGUGGAUCUGUCCCAACUGGAGAUGGCAGCGGAGGAGGUAUACGCGGCCAAUCAUCCGGUUGUGUUUACAAUGGUCAGAUGUAUUCGCAAGGGCAGACCUGGAGGGACGCCUGCAAGUUCAGCUUUACAUGCGUGGAUGGUUCAUCUGGGAAAUACCAGUGUCAACAAUUGUGCGUGACAUGGGACCUGCCACCCCAGUGCACAUUGAACCCUCCAGCGGCUGGGAAGUGCUGUUCAACACCAAACUGCCCUGCUGGCUUCAACAUCCAGUACCCGCGAGGAUACGUUGCCAACUAAUAAUAAAGCAAACUGAAAUAAACAUUGAAACUA
Molecule: messenger RNA, 347 nt
Organism: Dreissena polymorpha
Lineage: Eukaryota; Metazoa; Mollusca; Bivalvia; Myida; Dreissenidae
Product: CCN family member 2-like
Exons: 3
Coding region: 15-314 (99 amino acids)
Molecular function (GO): protein binding
Source: RefSeq, a predicted model, not a curated record